AGAAGGUCUGCCCCCCGGAUCUCCGGUUUCCGGCAACUCGGCGGGACCAGAACCUGCGCGCAGAAUCUGAGGCCCGAGGCUUCCUGGCACCAGCUGGACGCUGAGCCCCCCGAGACCUCUGUAAACUAUCUUCCUAAUAAUUGGGAGAAGACCCUUGGCUGAAUGGCAGCUGUAGAUGACUUGCAGUUUGAAGAAUUUGGUGAUACAGCCACUUCUCUAGCAGCAAACCCAGAUGCCACCACAAUAAGCAUCGAGGAUCCUGGUGAAACCCCAAAACACCAGCCAGGACCCCCAGGAGGCUCAGGGAGAGAAGAGGAUGAUGAAUUACUAGGAAAUGAUGACUCUGACAAAACUGAGUUACUUGCUGGACAGAAGAAAAGCUCCCCCUUCUGGACAUUUGAAUACUAUCAAACAUUCUUUGAUGUAGACACUUACCAGGUCUUUGACAGAAUAAAGGGGUCUCUUUUGCCAAUACCAGGAAAAAACUUUGUGAGGUUGUAUAUCCGCAGCAACCCAGAUCUCUAUGGCCCCUUUUGGAUAUGUGCCACGUUGGUCUUUGCCAUAGCAAUUAGUGGGAAUCUUUCCAACUUCUUAAUCCAUCUGGGAAGGAAGACAUACCAUUAUGUGCCCGAAUUCCGAAAAGUGUCCAUCGCAGCCACAAUCAUCUAUGCCUAUGCCUGGCUGGUUCCUCUUGCACUCUGGGGUUUCCUUGUGUGGAGAAACAGUAAAGUUAUGAACAUCGUUUCCUAUUCCUUUUUGGAGAUUGUGUGCGUCUAUGGAUAUUCACUCUUCAUUUAUAUCCCCACGGCGAUACUGUGGAUCAUCCCCCAGAAAGUGGUCCGCUGGAUUCUAGUUAUGAUUGCCCUGGGCAUCUCAGGCUCUGUCUUGGCAAUGACAUUUUGGCCAGCAGUUCGUGAGGACAACCGACGCAUCGCAUUGGCCACAAUUGUGACGAUUGUGUUGCUUCACAUGCUGCUUUCUGUGGGCUGCCUGGCCUACUUUUUUGAUGCACCAGAGAUGGACCAUCUCCCAGCAAGCACAGCUGCUCCAAACCAAACAGUUGCAGCAGCUAAGUCCAGCUAAAGGGGAAAGUGAGCGAUUAUCUUUUCAUCUUCUCGCUAUGAGUUCUCUUCAAUGGGUUUUGGAGUAUGGUUCUUUUGGACAUGGCAUCCACUGCAAGAAAGCAGAAUGACCAAAGCGCAGGAAAAUGGAUGGAAUGGCCCCAACCCCCAACAUCUGGGGGGUGCCACACUGAAGCCUAAUCACCUAUUUAACAAACAAAAAUUAAAUGUUGUUGAG
Messenger RNA from Physeter macrocephalus (sperm whale), 1299 nucleotides. It is a transcript of the gene YIPF1, whose product is annotated as Yip1 domain family member 1. Gene Ontology annotation, cellular component: membrane; Golgi apparatus. The record is from RefSeq and is a predicted model, not a curated record. The transcript has 10 exons. The coding region runs from base 163 to 1083 and encodes 306 amino acids. Gene Ontology annotation, molecular function: small GTPase binding. Gene Ontology annotation, biological process: vesicle-mediated transport. NCBI's taxonomy places the organism in Eukaryota, Metazoa, Chordata, Mammalia, Artiodactyla, Physeteridae.